AUGCUAUGGAGAAGAUUAAUCAUAAACAACCCACAUAUCAACUCCUGGCUACUAGCAUCUAAUCACAAUGGUACUACCUUAGAUCCUCGAAAGAUCUCAACGCCCUUCAAAGGACCUCCUCUCCAACCUGAUGGCAGUCCACCAGCCAGCAAACACCCCAAGACAACCUUGGUCCUGGCCACACUUGCAUCAACCGAUAACUCCUGGGUCGAAGAGGAGCUCGGCGAUCUUCUAGGUGCAUACACGAAUCUCUACACUGCAAUAUAUGUCGUAGACGAUGAGAACGCUCCCUUACACACGCCAGCCAACAAUGGCCAUGAAGCAAUGGCCUACUUAACAUACCUAAUCGAAUUUUACGACAAUCUCCCGGAAAUUAGUAUCUUUAUGCAUGGCCAUCGAGAAGCUUGGCAUAACAACUUCCUCCUCGAGAUGUCUUCGUCAGAGACGAUCCGCCACUUCCAUAGGGACAAGGUGAUGAGAUAUGGCUACUUCAACCUUAGAUGCCAUUGGGCGCCUGGUUGUCAGCCUGGUUUCAAUCCUGCUGCGACUCAGUAUGACAAUGACAAGCCGGAGGAAAUGGUCAUCGCCGAGGCGUGGCAGACCCUCUUUCCUUCCGAUGAAGUACCGGAGACAUUGGCACAGCCUUGCUGUAGUCAAUUUGCUGUCACCCGGGAGGCGGUCCAUGCACCCUUGAAACAGCGGACGAGUGUUUGA
Messenger RNA from Fulvia fulva, 714 nucleotides. RefSeq lists its product as uncharacterized. The record is from RefSeq and is a predicted model, not a curated record. Bases 1 to 714 code for a protein of 237 amino acids. The transcript has 2 exons. NCBI's taxonomy places the organism in Eukaryota, Fungi, Ascomycota, Dothideomycetes, Mycosphaerellales, Mycosphaerellaceae.